Molecule: messenger RNA, 2512 nt
Organism: Notolabrus celidotus (New Zealand spotty)
Lineage: Eukaryota; Metazoa; Chordata; Actinopteri; Labriformes; Labridae
Exons: 2
Coding region: 228-2291 (687 amino acids)
Source: RefSeq, a predicted model, not a curated record
UUAAAGAGUGAAGUUCACUUUUUCAAAACAAAACAAAAUAAAUCACACAGGAGUUUAGAACUGUGAUGCAACAUCAAAGGCAUUUUUGAAUGAAAUCUGAUUAUGAUGUCACAAUAACCAAAAAAAGGGUAUAAAUAGGUCAGGAUCCAAACUGAGACAACACAGUCAGUGAAGCUCUUUACUCGAACCAGUCUACCUCCAAGACAAUCAGUUUGCUUAGAACAAAAAUGACGACCGACAAUUCUGAAACUCUUAGAUGGGCAGAACUAUUGGAGAUGGAGGAUUUAGACAGCCUGGGGGCAGCAGCUCCAGCAUUUCAGGCCACAUACCAGAGGGUAGAGGAAGGCCUCCAGGAUAGCAGUCACCAGGACCCUUUUCAAGAGGGGCAGGAUGGCAUCCAGGACUGCAGCUAUAACCACCAGGCCCCUUACCAAAGUAGACGGGAGCGGAACCAUGACUACAACCACCAGACCCGCUACAAAAGGUGGCAGGGAGACCAACAAAACUAUAGACAACAGGCCCCUCGCCAAGGGGCACAGGGUGGCCAUGAGAACUACAACCACCAGGGCCCUCACCAAGGAGAACAGGGUGGUCACGAGGACUACAACCACCAGGCCCCUCACCAAGGGGCACAGGGUGGCCCCCAGGACCUCAACCACCAGGCCCAUCACCAAAGGGCACAGGGGGGCAAACAAAACUACAACCACCUGGGCCCUCACCAAGGAGAACAGGGUGGCCCCCAGGACCUCAACCACCAGGCCCCUCACCAAGGGGCACAGGGGGGCGAACAAAACUACAGGCACCAGGCCCCUCACCAAGGGGCACAGGUAGGCAAUGAAAAGUACAACCACCAGAUGCCUCACCAAGGAGAACAGGGUAGCAACCAAGACUACAACUACCAGGCCCCUAACCAAGGACAAUAUGGUGGCAACCAAGACUACAACCACCAGGCCCCUAACCAAGGACAAUAUGGUGGCAACCAAGACUACAACCACCAGGCCCCUUACCAAAGAUGGCAGGGAGGCCACCAAAAUUACUACAAUAACAACUACCGGGGCUCCUACAAUCGAAGAGGUGGGAGAGGCCCUCCCCGAUGGUUUGUGGAAACUAAUCUUAGGAACCGCGUAGAGGAGGUGAACUUACUUCUGAAACAGGAGAAAAAGAAGAAUCAAGAGCUGCUACAGGUGUGCCAGACCAAAGAGACAGAGGUACAGGAAACAGUGAGGGUCGAGUGUGGCAGAAGGCUUGACUGUGAAGAGAUGAACAGGCGGCUCAUAGAAGACAUCAAAGACCUGAAUCCGUCUUACACCGUACCACAGAACCUGAGUCUGCCCUCUAUAGCACUUGAGGAGCAGUCAAAUAAUAUUGCCAAGAUUCAAGAGCUCCAAGAUCAGCUGCAGGCUGAAAGGUUGAGGGUUGUCACUCUCAACACAGAAAAGGAGGAAAUCAAGAGUAUAUUUUUAGAGGUUGGCAAAAAAGACCAGGUGCAGAUUGAUCAGCUGGAGUCAGAGAAAGCUUUACUGGAGCACAGGGUGAAGACACUGCAGGGAAUGGUCACGAACAGAGGAUGGGAGACAAGAAAUCUCACUGAAAAGAUGAAAGAGCUCACGGAUCUUAAUACAUCUCAAAAGAACCAGUUGCGGGAAGAGACGUCAAAGUGUAACGACCUAAAUACACAACUGAUGACGGUAAGGCAACAGCUUCUUAAAAAACGUGACACAGACCUGAAGCUGCUUGAAAAGCUGGUGAAAGAAAAAGACUCCAUGGAGAAGGAGCUCAAGGAUCUGCAGAGAGAUGCCUUGAGAAGAGAGAGGACCAAUAGAGAGCAGCAGGAGGACUUGCAGAGGAAGCUGCAAGAAAAGUCCGGCAGUUGUUUUGAGCUGGCCUCCAAACUGAAAGAUCAGGAGGCAGUCAGUCAGGGGCUGCAGAAGGAACUGGAGAAGCUGCGUAAGGAAAUGAAGGACCUAAAGUGUAAGAAAAAGACAGAGCCCUCCCUCAGAGUAGACAACAUCCAGGUAGACACAGAGAGAAACACUCCAAACAUGGUCCAGGGGACAUCUGAGACAAUCCAGACAAGACCUGAAGUCGUUGAGGAAAGACCUGAGGUGGUCGUGGUAAGACCUGAGGUGGUCGUGGUAAGACCUGAGGUGGUCGAGGUAAGACCUGAGGUGGUCGAGGAAAGACCUGAGGUGAUCGAGGUGGUGGUCAAGGUAAGACCUGAGAAUAUCUCUAUGUGGAGGAAGUUUAAAAAGUUUAUGACCCCUAGAAAGAAGAGACAGAACAAGCAGUGAAAUCUCAACACCCCCCCCAACCGCCCAACCACCCCCCCAACACCCCAACACACACACAUCGGCUGUAAAAGGCAGCACACAGAGGAGCAUGUGAAGUCCUGUCAGGACUUCACAUGCUCCUCUGUGUCUGCAUGGGUUUUCCCCGGGAGCCUCCGGUUUCGUCCCAAACAUACAUUUUUUGAAUUGUUGAAAAAAUUGAAUAUGCAAAAAAUUAAAAAAAU